This is a messenger RNA of Trichoderma asperellum CBS 433.97, 900 nucleotides long. RefSeq lists its product as uncharacterized. Lineage: Eukaryota; Fungi; Ascomycota; Sordariomycetes; Hypocreales; Hypocreaceae. The record is from RefSeq and is a predicted model, not a curated record. Gene Ontology annotation, biological process: tRNA splicing, via endonucleolytic cleavage and ligation. Gene Ontology annotation, molecular function: tRNA 2'-phosphotransferase activity.
AUGAGCGCUUUAGAGGAAGACGGCUCGAGCACCGCUGCUCAUCUCGCCCUGGAAGAGAAGUAUGCGGGCGGGAAGAAGCAAAGAGGCGGUGGUGGUGGCCGUGGGGGCAGAGGAGGCGGCGGCGGCCAGAGCAGAGAAGUGCUGGUUUCAAAGGCGCUGUCGAAGCUGUUAAGACAUCAGGCUGAAAAUGCGGGCAUCAAGCUCGAUGCGGAGGGUUUUGCGGCUCUCGAUGAGGUGCUGAACUGGGGCCCUAUCCGGUCUCUGAAAGUCACAUUGGCCGAGAUCAAAGAAGUCGUUGCAUCCAACGAAAAACAGCGCUUCACAAUGAAGCUAAAAACCACACUCGCCGCGGAACCUUCAGAAGAGGCAUCUACGCCUGCUCACUACGUCAUCCGCGCCAACCAGGGACACUCCGUGAAGAUCGAGUCAGCCGCCCUCCUCGAGCCUAUCACCCUCGAGGCGGGCAACGUGCCGCCUAGGGUCCUUCACGGGACAUACUUUUACUUCUGGCCGGCCAUUGAAGAGUCCGGCGGGCUGAAGGUCAUGGGGCGCAAUCACAUCCACUGUUCGACGGGGACGCCGGAGGAAGGUGUCAUGAGCGGCAUGCGGAAGGAUGCAGAGCUGGUGAUUGAGAUUGACGUGGAGAAGAGUCUGCAGGACGGCAUUCAGUGGUGGAGGAGUGAUAAUGGGGUUUUGCUGACGGAGGGUGGGCAGGAUGGGGUGUUGAGCACUACCUACUUCAAAAAGGUUACUGGGCGAAAUAUUGACGUUGGAGUUCUUUGGGAAGAGGGCGAGAGACUCUCAAGUCUUCCUGAAGGAAUCAAGGGGAAAAUUCCUCCUGGGAAGGGACCUAGAGGAGGGGGUGGGAGGGGAAGAGGAGGUAGGGGAAAAGGGCGAUAG